GGCGGCGUCUGCAGCUGGAGUCCCGCGCUCGCUCGCCCGCGCGCUCGUUGAGACCGCGCGCGCUGGCCCGGGAGCCCCUCGCUGGAUUCGCGAGCGUCGCCCCUCCUGCCCCGAGCUCAUCCUCUUCCUCUCGCGCCGCCUGCAGCUGCCCCGGCGCGGGGAGCCGACAGGGCCCCGGGGCAGAAGGUAAAAACCCCACGGAAGAAACAUGAGGUUCCCCUGGAAAUCAUUCAAGAGGAAGAUGGAAGGGGCUGUCUAAAAAGAGAUUGAAAGCUGCAGACCGCAAGACUGGGGCCAGAGGGCUGGCAGUGGAAAACCCUGUUGGGUUGUGAUCUCUCAUUGAAAAGUCCCAGUUGCCUUUUUGCUUCCUGCAGGGGGAAGGAAGAGAAGGAGAAGACCAUGUCCAUAGCCUUGAAGCAGGUGUUCAACAAGGACAAGACCUUCCGGCCGAAGAGGAAAUUUGAACCUGGCACGCAGAGGUUUGAACUCCACAAACGGGCUCAGGCAUCCCUCAACUCAGGCGUGGACCUGAGGGCAGCUGUGCAGCUACCCAGCGGGGAGGACCAGAACGACUGGGUGGCGGUGCACGUGGUGGACUUCUUCAAUCGGAUCAACCUCAUCUACGGUACCAUCUGUGAGUUCUGCACUGAGCGGACCUGCCCUGUGAUGUCAGGGGGCCCCAAAUACGAGUAUCGGUGGCAGGAUGACCUCAAGUACAAGAAGCCGACUGCACUGCCAGCCCCCCAGUACAUGAACCUUCUCAUGGAUUGGAUUGAAGUCCAGAUCAACAAUGAGGACAUAUUUCCAACGUGUGUGGGUGUUCCCUUCCCAAAGAACUUCCUGCAGAUCUGCAAGAAGAUCCUGUGUCGCCUCUUCCGGGUCUUCGUACACGUCUACAUCCACCACUUUGACCGGGUCAUUGUGAUGGGCGCGGAGGCCCACGUCAACACCUGCUACAAACACUUCUAUUACUUCGUCACUGAGAUGAACCUCAUAGACCGCAAGGAGCUGGAGCCCUUGAAAGAGAUGACGAGCAGGAUGUGUCACUAACGCCCCAUCUUACCCUACGGAAGAAAGAGGAAAAGCUGUUUCCUCCUGGAGUCCCGGGCCGGCAGGAGGGAGACCUCCCUGGCUGAAAAGGCGCACCUACUUCCGGGAGCAGGCAUGCUGGAGACGGCGGUGACUCCUGAGAGAUGUUCCCCGCUCACCUCGUGUGCUCUUAACCGUCUGAGCGCUGCUAGCCGUGACCUGUGGACCUGGCCAGGAGAGAAGGACGGCCCCUCACCCAUCCUGGAGGAAGGAAGCCUCUGCACUUACAUGCGUGUCGCAGUUCUGCCUGUGACCUGCCACCUAAGCUUUACUGGAAUUCAGGUUUUGAGACUGAGAUACUUACCUGUACUUUUCCACUUACCUGUCUCGUCAGCCGGCUGCCUUUUCUGUAACGUGUUUUCUGAGUACCCAGUGAAUUUUGGAGCUCUGGACGCACAGCCAGUUUUUCUCUAACAAGCCUUCCUGUGCGGUCCCUGCAGGCUCUGGCCCUGAUGCCGUGGUCUUGGCUGGGAGGUCCGUCCCACAGCAUCAGUGCAGUUUCCCCCAUAAGCAGUUUGACCAGGGACCACUCCACGGGGUGGCUUGUCUUGCCCCAGAUAGGGUCUGCACACUUUCAUAGCAGGGAGGAGACUGGUCUCUAGCCUAAGGCUAACUAGUUACCAGUUCACCCUCAACAGAAUGUGCUUUUUAUAACCACACCAUUCCUUGUCUCUUCCGUUCAAGAUGUUUUUUUUCCCUGAUUUCCCCGAAGAGAGAAAUAAAAGGAAGUUAUAAAUGACCAAGAAUGAUCAGCAGACGCCCUGAGCCAAAUUAGUGCAGUGUUUGUUCCUUAUUAAAGGGUGUGGUGGCUAUCUUCGAACAAUACUGAAAUUUCAGUGGAAAAAAAAAACCCAACAAAAGUACAAUGGGUCAUUUGGUGCCUGUAGCUCAAAUGCCCCGCCCACUGAUUCUUAAUCGCCCCAGACGGCCCUCUGAGCUUCUAGAUCCAGCCGAUGUUUUCUUCCUCUUCCUCUGCGCUCUCCCUUCCUCUGCCUUAUGAUAUUAUGGCACAAAGUUAAUUUCUGCCCGGAGGAUGCUGGGGCCACAGUUGCCAAGGUAACGGUGGAGCUGGAGCCAACUUCCUUCUCCCAUCCUUCCCAGUGUUUCUAUCCCAGUAGACAGAAUCAUUCUGUGCUACAUCUGCCUUUUGAAAGCUAAGUGACUUUUAGCUGAAGCAAUGUUGCCUUCUCUGAUUCAUUCGCAAAACCGUGGUGGUCAUGAGAGCCUAUGACUAGGGGGUGAUGAUACUUGCAGUGAGCAUUUGAAUUCGACAAAAUAGCAGUUGGUGGAGGGAUGUAGAUAAGAAUGUAUUAGGGCAUUUCAAUGUAAUACUGAUUAAAGAAUAACUCAACAGCUCUGAUUUUGUUUCAUUGCAUGUAAUGUGUUAAAACCAUUUGGAGCUGCUGCGAGAGCCUAGAAAGGCAUGAAGUCUUUCUUGGUCCAAACAGAAAGGGUCAACUGUCUGGGCACCGUGGCAUUCUGUGUUGACCUAACCCGGCAAACCGACCCUUGCUUUGUAUCUCGUCAAAGUUGUCUCAUGGAAUCCAAGUGCUGCUACCUCUCUCCAUAUUGUUGCGCUCUGAUCAACAACAAACGUACCUUUUUUGCUUUUUGGUUUUUUGCUUCCUAAGUAACUUCGAGAGGACAAGAUAGGCGAAGAUUUUUCUCAGCACCAUUUUUGGCUGAAAGGAUAUCUGACUGUCCUAAGCAUCUGGAGAUCAGACAAAUGAGCCCGUCUUCCCGACCCGUGCACGAUGCAGUUAGUGCCACGUGGGAGUGUUGAGCAGUGAGACAGAGAAAUGACAGCAUGGAGCCCAGGCCCUGGGAGGAACUCUGAAGCUCUGCACAAUGGAAAACACAGGAGUUUUGCAUUAAAAAGUUGACUAAGUUGGGCUUCCCUGGUGGCGCAGUGGUUGAGAGUCCGCCUGCCAAUGCAGGGGACGCGGGCUCGUGCCCCGGUCCGGGAAGAUCCCACAUGCCGCGGAGCCUCUGGGCCCAUGAGCCAUGGCCGCUGAGCCUGCGUGUCCGGAGCCUGUGCUCCGCAACGGGAGAGGCCACAACAGUGAGAGGCCCGCGUACCGCAAAAAAAAAAAAAAAAAAAAAAAGUGGACUAAGUUCCGGUAUUUCAAUAAUGCCUGAUCAAGUAGGAUGCUGGACUCUGAAGACUUCUGUUAUGAAGUCUUUUGAAGGUUAUUUUCUGUUAACUGUUUGUGCAUAUGCAAUUUCCACUCAAUUAAAAAAAAAAUCCAGAGUUUUUUAAAACUUCUUGGAACAAUUUCCCCCUGGUUGUAUUGCUCGCUGCGCUAAUCGGCACUUCUAGGGUAAGUGCUGGCAAACCACUCUUACGUUUUAAUUACAGACUGUUCCUAUUCCCGUAGAACUUUGUUUGGCAAAUUCUGAAGAAAAUCAUUACAGACGAUCUUUUAUCUCUUUGGCCUGACUACAUCCUAAGUACCUCUCCUGGCAAAUGGAGAUCUGAGCUCCUGGCAUCUCUUCAGGCAUCUCCUACUCUCUGGGUCUGAGAUUGACAUCUUGCUUCUUCCUCCUAACCUGGCUCGCUCUCCCUCAUUUCCCACUAUUUUUUUUUUUAGUUGAGUAAUACAUGUAUCGAUGAUUUUCUUUUUUUUUUUGAGAAAUGUCAAAGUGGAAAUUUCAAAAAGGAAAGAUUACAGUGACAUCCAUAUACCCGUAGUUGUCAUUCUCUUUAGUUAAUGGAUUAGAGUCCUUCUCUUAUGUAUGUGUGAGGUGUGUGUGUACGUGUGUGUGUGUGUGUGUGUGUGUGCGUGCACGUAUGUGCGUCUUUCAUGACACUGACAUUAGUAAAGAGUUCUGGCUGGUUUGUUUGUAGAAUGUUUCACAAUCUGGCAUUUUUUUCUGAUUGUUUCCUCAUUAUUAGAUUCAGGUUAAACAUUUUUUAGCAAGAAUACUAUGUAAGUGAUGUGUUUCUUUCCUUUUGCAUCGUAUCAGGAAGCAUAUAAUGUCUAGUUGUCUCUUUUUAUGAUAAAUAUUAAGCUUGAUCAGUGGGUUGAGGUGUCGUCUGCCUGAUCCAUUCAUUAUAAAGUCCCAUAAUUCAUUAUAAAGAUCUGAAGUUCCGUAUGCAUACAUUUUAUAGAGUGUGAGACUGUACGUAUGUGCUUUCCUUUCCUAACAUUCACAAAGAGGUCCAGGAUCUCCAAAAGAUUACAGCCAUUGCAGUUAGAUGAUAUAGCAGUGACAGAGAAUUCAUCUUUUCCCAUUUAACAGAAGAGGACACAAAAAGUUUCCCUCUGCAGGUAAUGCAUGAGUAUGCUGACUAAUGAGAAUUUGUGCGGUCCCUGAAGCCAGAGUUAAGACAUAUAUAACUUUUUUUUCUCCCAUCCUCAGUGACCUCCCAUUCAGACCGAUGGUUUAUUUUAAAGAGCGUGCAUUUUCAUUGAUGGUGAUUGCCCAAGGGUGCAACAAUUGAUUUGGGUGGGGAGGAAAUCUUAUAUAUUACACUGGGUCAUGGCCUGACCAUAGUACAUAUACAGAUGUGAAGUAUAUAUGUCGUAUUAAAUUUCUGUAGGGAUAGGGAGAUGAUUAGGAAUCAAAUGUCUAAAAACGCUCUGUAGGAGGAUGAUAAUUUUAAAAAAUUGAGAAAUACCCAUCUGGAGUCAGUUUCUACUUCUGAGGUUUCUCAUUUUCUCUUCCUGGGGUGUUUGCUCAUUUCUGAGCGCCAGGAUGAAUGGAAGCAACUUCGAGAGAUUUCUUAAGCUAUUCCUUCUACCCUCCCAAACCACAUCAAUAAUAUUCCAGGUGAAAAACCAAUUCUCCUCUCAACGAUCUUCAGGCACAGAAAUUCUGCAGCAUCCUCUGGUAUAACCCACAGACCAGAUUCAAUCUGAAAUCCUUCCAUUCAACUUGAGUUAAACUAUUAUCUAUGCAUUUCAGCUCACCUUUUCUAGUAUCCCACAUUAAGACCCAAAGACUGUAUAAGUAAAAACAUACUAAAUGAGAGCUUUAUUUGCAUGGCCACUAAAUAUUUGAAGACUGUUACCAGUUGUCUUUCAGCCUUCCUCCAUUUAUCAUCUCCCAAUGGUGGAAUUCUCUUGGAAGUCUCGUUGCCCCACUGCUAACAUUGCUGUACUUGAGCCUGAAACCUUCCCAAAGCUCUCCAUGUCACUGUGCAUUAUGGAUGUACCUAGCAGUGAACAUUAAGAAAUUACUGCACGCUGUCUCCAAACUAUGUUGUGUCUUUGCUAACUCUUGACUUGAUUUUAUACACUUAUAAAUGUUCUUUUCUAUUGUAUUUGCCCGCACUAAAUCCUUAUCUAUAUUCUGUUCCGCCAUUUUGCUUUUCUUCUUUAGCUUCCUUCCUUCCUACCUUUAGCGUUCCCUGUAAGAUCACACUGAGUUAUUUUGUUUUAAUCCCCUCUUUAAUUGGCAAAGCAUUAGGGGACGUGGAUAGAAUUUCUCUUAUCUUUUUGUGGUGAUUAUGUCAUUCUGGUCAUUAAUGGAAGCACAUCACUUCCUAUGGUCUCUAACCUUACACCGCUUCCACACCCUAUGGGUAUCACACUGUGAGAACAAGAAAUAUCAUAGGAAAAGUACAGCCACCAAGGAAUGUGUACAAAGGCAAAAUCACUAAAAGGAAUCUGAUGUGUCACUUGGUUAAUACUGUUGUCCUUUGUGCUUUGAUCAUUUUCGUUCUUAAUGAAAUAGAUGAUUCUCUCCUAGAAUUAGUGAAACAAAGCGUGUUUUGGAACUAAUGGGGUUUUUUUCCCUGCUUUUAAAAAUAUAUCAACAAAAAAACUUAUAACACGUUGUUUCCCUCUGGGCAGUUAUUAAUUCUGGGUAAGCAGUUUUCAAUGAAUAAAUAAGGAUUUUUGUAACUUUUAGAGGGAAGAGUCCAUUUCUAAUCUGACAGUUAAGCUGUUUUACUAGCUUUUAAUGUUCUAAUUUCAAAGUUUUUCAGUAUCUUUUCUAAUUGCAUCAGAAAAAAGAUUUAGCAUAUUUUUAGUUCCAUUUGUGAUUAAAUUAAGGGUUUGGUUCUAAGAACAGACUAACAAUGAAAAACAAUUAAAAUGCAAGAUAAAACUAAAGGAUAUUUAUGAAAUCAGUUUUAUGUGAGCUUAGGAAUUCAAAUGUUACAAAUAAAAGACACAUA
Molecule: messenger RNA, 6214 nt
Organism: Globicephala melas (long-finned pilot whale)
Lineage: Eukaryota; Metazoa; Chordata; Mammalia; Artiodactyla; Delphinidae
Gene: MOB3B
Product: MOB kinase activator 3B
Cellular component (GO): cytoplasm
Source: RefSeq, a predicted model, not a curated record